Molecule: messenger RNA, 300 nt
Organism: Xyrichtys novacula (pearly razorfish)
Lineage: Eukaryota; Metazoa; Chordata; Actinopteri; Labriformes; Labridae
Source: the annotation of a GenBank genome assembly
AUGUGUCAUGUCCAAACUUUGCGCACUCGGAUAAAGCAGGUGCAACUUUUUCCAUCACCAGACGGUAAAUUCUCUGAUUUUGCUGCAACAUCUGGACCAAUGAAAACCCUUCAGAGGACCCCUGGGGGGGCCCCACCAGAGACCCCCACUGCAGACAAAACAAGGUCCGGUGUCUUUAGAAAGACAUGCACCGUGCACACUUUCCCUUUCCAGCGCGCACUUACAUCCAUCCAUCCAUCUAUCCAUCCAUCCAUCCGUCUGCCGGUAAUGCACGGACGUGUUUAUGGGCGCUGUAGUUAA